Molecule: messenger RNA, 222 nt
Organism: Cooperia oncophora
Lineage: Eukaryota; Metazoa; Nematoda; Chromadorea; Rhabditida; Trichostrongylidae
Source: the annotation of a GenBank genome assembly
AUGGACUUCUGUUGGAAAGCAGAUCCUGCAAAACGCCCAACCGCGGCUACCCUUGUCGGAUAUUUGCGAGGCAGGACACGGAAAAGGGCAAAGGACCAAGUGAAGCCAAAAUCCAGGGGCAAGAAGAGUCUCUCAGCAGAAAGCGAUAAGAUAUCACUAAAUAAGCAAAUUGAUGAUGUUGCUGGUCUGAUUAAGAACUGCGAGAAGGCUAGAGGGAAAUAA